Oryza sativa Japonica Group (Japanese rice) is the source of this 608-nucleotide messenger RNA. Its product is annotated as large ribosomal subunit protein eL29z. The record is from RefSeq and is a predicted model, not a curated record. NCBI's taxonomy places the organism in Eukaryota, Viridiplantae, Streptophyta, Magnoliopsida, Poales, Poaceae. Gene Ontology annotation, cellular component: cytosolic large ribosomal subunit; ribosome. Gene Ontology annotation, molecular function: structural constituent of ribosome. Gene Ontology annotation, biological process: cytoplasmic translation.
AACAAUGGGCCGAAUUUCGGCCCAUCCAACCACGGGCUUAGGGAAGCCAUCCCCCUCCUGGCCUCCCCUAUAUAAACUCGCCCUCGAGUCCAAGCCAUCCCCGAAACCCUAGACGCCGCCGCCGACCUCCUCCCGUGCUCGCGACUUCUCUCGACGCCGGUGGAGUGAGAGAGAGAGAGAGAGAUCGGAGAUGGCCAAGUCGAAGAACCACACGGCGCACAACCAGUCGUACAAGGCGCACAAGAACGGCAUCAAGAAGCCCAAGCGCCACCGCCAGACCUCCACCAAGGGGAUGGACCCAAAGUUCCUCAGGAACCAGAGGUACUCGAGGAAGCACAACAAGAAGAGUGGUGAGGCUGAAUCCGAGGAGUAAGGUGGAGGAGCCUUUUGGUUAUGAAUGUUUCUUGUAUCUCUGGAUCUACAGUUUUGAACCUAUUUCACUGUUCUGUAAGGGCAAAGGAGAUUACUAUGGUACUUAAGUUUUAUCAUGCGUAGUUUGGCUCUGUGCAACCCAGUUCCAUGCUGUUGGAUUGCACCUGAAAUAUUAUCUUCUAUAAGAAUUGGUUAUCCAUUUUUAAGGUUGUCUUGUUUGCAUUAGCACAUCUCAA